AUGAUUCGACUCGUCAAGGUCCGCAAAGUCAUUCUUGUGCUUUUGGUUCUGACUUACGACGAGACCGGUCGAGAUGAUGUGGACGCGAGUGCUGCGCUGGCUGAGCUGCAAAAAAUGCCACACGUGGGCCUGGCCGCAGCAACUCGUGGUCGUGAUGGCUCAGGUCUGGGUCGAACACCGGCUGAUGGAGAUUCCAUAGCAUCCGCGACUGAAGAAGCACCGAAAAAGUUGCCCACAUUAACAGAAGAGGAGAAAACGCGUAUCAUGACAUCAGACGGGUUUGUGCAAUUUUUCGAACGGUCCGCGCGGAUCAUGGAGCGCGCAGUGUGCGAACCGGAAGACACAUUGUUCUUCGAUUAUUCAGGUGCGGAUCACGAGGCAGAAACACCCGAAGCUGGAUUGUUGACUAUUUCAAACGAGUUUUUCGACGAACGAUGGUCGAAACGGCGCACAGUGACCAGUUUAGAAUGGUCUAGUGUGUUUCCUGAACUCUUACUGGCUUCCUAUCAUCGAAAUGAGGAAGCAGUACACGAACCGGAAGGGGUUUGCCUUAUCUGGAAUAUGAAAUUCCCAAAGAAAAACAGUCCCGAAUACAUCUUUCAUUGUCAGUCUCCACUGACCUCAGCCACUUUGUCCAAGUUUCAUCCCAAUCUGGUUAUUGGUGGCACUUAUUCUGGACAGAUUGUACUCUGGGAUAGUCGGGCCAACAAACGCACUCCUGUGCAACGCAGCCCACUCACCUCAUGGGCUCACACUCAUCCAGUGUUCGCAAUCACAUUGGUCGGUACACAGAACGCACACAACAUUAUCAGUCUCGGAUCGGAUGGAUCGUUGUGUGCAUGGAACCUCGAGAUGUUGGCCCAGCCCCGCGAAAAGAUAAAAGUGUGUGAAAUGUCUGGUAGCGGCUUGUUUGACCUGUACCCCACUUGCAUGUCGUUCUUUGCGAAUGAUGUGAACAACUAUGCCGUCGGGGCAGAAAAUGGCAAUGCAUAUUGUGGCCAACGUCACAGCAGCCGCACGGGAACAGUUGAAGAAGUAUCACGACACGUCCCGUACAGAGGUCACUGUGCUCCAAUCACAGCCAUAUCCACACAUCCAAGCCCGGGAGCAGUGAGUUUCUCCACGCUGUUCCUGACCGCUUCUUUGGAUUGGACCGUGCGAUUGUGGUCUACACGAGAGUACAGUCCGUUGCACACGUUCGAAGACUACUUCGACUAUGUGUAUGAUGUAAACUGGAGUCCUGUUCAUCCCGCUGUAUUCGCGGCAGUUGACGGCACUGGCCGUCUAGAUAUUUGGGAUAUCAAUCAAGAUGUUGAGGUACCCUGUGCCCGGACUGUAAUCGGAUCUGCAGGCGCAACAGAAAAUACAAAUAAUGGUACUGCAUUGAAUAAAUGUCGUUGGAACGUGUCUGGCACGCACGUGGCCGCAGGUGACAAUCACGGCCACGUUACUGUCUGUGCCGUGCAUGAAAGUCUUUCUCAGCCUGGCGCGGAACAGUGGACGGAAUUUGCUCGUUCAUUAACUGAUCUGAAGCACUACAAUAUGGAACCUGAUAUGCGUCAGGAAGCGUAA
Molecule: messenger RNA, 1572 nt
Organism: Echinostoma caproni
Lineage: Eukaryota; Metazoa; Platyhelminthes; Trematoda; Plagiorchiida; Echinostomatidae
Source: the annotation of a GenBank genome assembly